Mytilus trossulus (common blue mussel) is the source of this 3283-nucleotide messenger RNA. RefSeq lists its product as uncharacterized. The transcript is spliced from 2 exons. The coding region runs from base 396 to 1835 and encodes 479 amino acids. Lineage: Eukaryota; Metazoa; Mollusca; Bivalvia; Mytilida; Mytilidae. The record is from RefSeq and is a predicted model, not a curated record.
UGAUAUAAGCGACACAUAACAGUUGCCCAUGGAGAGGUGUGACGCUUCGUACUGCUAGAAAUAGAAUGUUGUUAUUUUAAAGACAUCUAUACAUGUGAAACGGUAUUGAUUUUGUUUCUGUUGUAAACAAAAUAAAGACAUAUAACCAUGAUGUUUUGUUUUAUUAUGACAAAGUUUAAUUAAAGUUUGUAAAACAGUUCAAAUAUGGAUUAAUUUUGUAAUAUUUAAGUGACGAUGAACUGUGACACGAGAUAUAACAAAUAGUGAGAAAAAGUGAAAAUUUCUUCUUUGACGGAGUAACCAAAGUUGUUAAAAGAACAAGUGAUUGGCAAUGAAAACAAAAGAAAGUGAGUUUAGUAACAAAAAAUCCAAUUUUGAGGCCACUCUGUACAAAAAUGUCAGCAGACGUCCAUAUGAACGAAAAUCGUCAAUUUCUUACUGCUCUCACAGGUUUUAGUGAAGAAUCAAAAUAUGAAGACGUAAACAAUUUGAAAAAUACUGUAAACGAUAACUGGAACGAAGCAGUCACUCCGUGGAAGGCUGUUUCGUCACAUCCGAGAUACUACCCUUACCAAACAUCUCUCGUGAUAAAACGAAAAACAAAACCUACUGACAAUAGGGUACCAGACUGGCAGAAAACCAGUUUAGAUGGCGACGUCAAGCCAACUGUUCGUUGUGUUGGUGAUGAAUUGGAAAGUGGUUCGUAUUUACACUGGAAAGGAAUGGUCGAACAAGUUACAUACAGAUACGUACCUCACAAUGGGUAUUAUAGAACCAUGAAAUUUUUAGGUUUAGACAAAAGGGAAUGGUUUACUGUAAACAAAAAACAACCAGAGCAAGUAUCUAUGAGCUGGCAGAGCAAAAGAUAUCAGAAAGAAUUGAAACGCCAAUUAAAACGCGAAUUUGAAAAGCAAAAUAAAAGAGAAAGUGUUUCAAAAGAUUCAUUGAAAUUACAGUUAACUCAAUUAGAUCUACAAUCAGAAGAGACUUGUUUAGAAAUAUCAGAGAAACAAGAAACUAGAAACGACCAAUCACGUAGACGCGCGAUAAGUACGAAAUCAUCUGACUUUUCUAAACGUUGCCAGAAAGACCAAGACGGGUAUCUUAUUCCAGAAAUCAAAAGUGCUCCUUUAUUACCCGGAGAUUUAUAUAAAUCUAGAAGUGACCUAUAUAUUGAAAAUAUUUCAACACGUAUAAAUGCGUUAGAAAAAGAAAUAGCGAACGAUACUAGAUUACGGAAACCUCAGGAAGAUCCUAUUAAACAAUUAUUUAGACCUAAAGGAAAGGAGAAAGGAACAGAAAGGGAUGUAACUCCUCGUCCUUAUAAGAAAGAAGCAUUGCCAGAGGAGGUGUUUACUGCCAAAAGUAUAGGGACACAAGAAUUAAAACCUCCGGAAAAACUCAAUCCAAUCACACGGCUGUCAACAGCUUCAACGUCCGAUUCCAAAAAUGCACCCAUCACUCAGUUAAAAUAUACAACUUCGUCGGGAAAUAACGCUACUAAUUACAAUCUACCAACUCUUGAUCUCGAGAAAACGUUAAAUUCGUACAAAAUGGCAAUAGAAAGCACAAGACAAUCUUUAUUAACAACUCUCAAUGGAAAACAAAUUGCGCGAAGAACAAUUACUAGUAAGAACUAUAGUUCACCAACCACAAUAACAAUAUGUGACAACGGCAACGGAACCGACAAAGGAUCCAUUCAUGAUUAUAUUCAGCCGCUGAAAGGAGAUAAGCGGUUCCGAAAUAAAAAGGAACCACUAAAUGUCGCUGCUCUUCUGCCCGAAAUCGCGGGAAAGCGAUUAGAAGUUCCAACAACUACACAUAGAUGGCUAUAAACAUUGUAGGGCGUCGAAUUGCGUUAAACUAUGUUCCAGAAGGAAGCUAUCAAUGAUAAAGUGUGACACAAAAAAUGUUUGAAGCCUAAACAACAAUAGCUUUCGGAAACCGAAUAAAUAAGUCCCUCCCCGUCAAAGACUCUCCAGAAUGACUGAAUAUUAUUCGGCUUGUAGCUUUCGUUGUUUUGUGAAUGAACUGCAUGAGUCCAGUCAAAAAAGAAUGGUGCUUUAAUGUUAUGUGCACUAAGUACCCGACUUUUUAUUUUCGAUUAAUGAUUCCAUAUCUGUGGAGAUGCAAAUUGCGACGGAUUUAUUUCAUUUGUUUUAUUUCUGGUAGUAAAAAUUCGAGUUUCGAUGAUAAUUUGAAUUAUUUUCUCAUAUUUAACAUUUACUAAGUUUUAAAGACUGAAACAGAUUUAGAUACGAUUGAUUUAUUUUCGUUGUCAAAGGAGAACGUAAAAUGCAUAAUAAUUCAAAGUUACAUUAAGAAAGUUGUCCUUGAUUUUAUUUUUUCAUUUAUUUCUCAGUAGAAUUUGAAGGUAAAAAUGUGACAAAUUUGAAAUUAAAUCUUAAAGGAUUGCAGAAAACUGUAUACCUGUUUAAAUCCAACGCCUCUUCUGAAGCGAUUUGCAUUUCAUCCUGUAAAAAUACAAUAUUCGAUCAUGUUAUACUGUAUAUAAAAUAUGGAUCAUUUAUGACAUCCAUUUAAUCUGAUUAUGUUUUCAUUUGAAACAAACAGUUGGUAGGAGUGCAAUACGCUCAGAGUGCCAAAUACUCGGGAUUGAACGAUUAAGGAAUUUAGUUCAUUAUUUUACUGCCAAAAUCAAUACAAUUCAUUUUUCAACUUAAAAUUAAUCCUACAUGCAAAUACCAUCAGAGCUUAGAAAUUGCUGACCAAGGAAUACAAUGUAGAACUAUAAUUCCAUUAAUAAGUAGUGUUAGGCCUUGAAAUAAAAAAAAACAAACAAUACAAAUGGUUGAAUUAAAUGAUUAAUUAUAUAAUUACAAUGACUUUAUUUUUGGUUUAUGUAAAUUCAAGAUAAACAUGAAAAUGAUAACACAAUUGACCAAAAAUAUUGGACAUUGCAACAGACUAAACAACCUAAACACCAAUCAUGUUAUGUAGCAGCCAAGUAACUUCUGGUGUUUGUUCAUAUGUCAAUGAAACUUGACGGACGCCUCUUAAUACUAUGUCAAGACCCAUCAAGCAACCGUCGAGUGUCUUGAAAUGUCACCUGCAUGACGAGUUUAGUACCAUUUACUCUGGAAGGUCACCAACAAUCUACAUGUACAUGUGUAUUCUUGUUUUAUUUCUUUUUCAUUGUGCAAUCACUUUGUUAAUAUAGUGCCUUUUUGGAUUGGUUGAACAAUCCUUAUUGUUUUAUUUGUAUUAAAUGUUUAUUUAUAACAAAUAUUUAUUUACAACAUUAAAUAUGUAUACUCUUUUA